This is a messenger RNA of Leishmania mexicana MHOM/GT/2001/U1103, 1920 nucleotides long. RefSeq lists its product as hypothetical. Lineage: Eukaryota; Euglenozoa; Kinetoplastea; Trypanosomatida; Trypanosomatidae. The coding region runs from base 1 to 1920 and encodes 639 amino acids. The transcript has a single exon. The record is from RefSeq and is a predicted model, not a curated record.
AUGGCAGGCAGGGAGGACACUGUUGCUGCCUACUGCGCAAACCUUGCGGCGACGUACGAACGUCUGGCGCACGUGUUGGCGGUUCCUCUUAUCGAUCAGGAGUUGUACUCUUGCCUGUUUCUGCAUCCCCUCCUCCAUGAACACUGUGCCGAAGCGAGGGGGUUCUCUGUCAACGGUGCCGCAGCAAGUGCGGCGAGCUUCUCACCGAAUGUUUCGGCCGUGGAUCACCGCGGUGAUGCACUCGUCGCACUUGGCGGUAUGGAACUCUUAGUGGCGGCGUUGCGUGCUCAUGAGCAGCAGACGCUGCUGGUGAUGCAGGCCAUCGCGUUGCGGGAGAGUGUGAUGACGCGCAUAUGGGCGUGCUGCGGCGCCUACGACGACGGCCAGGCCAGCUUAGAAGCGGCGCAGUACACCGUCUUGUGUCUGCUGGAGGAGCACCAAAUAGUGACAAUGCUCACGGUGGAGUCGGUGGAGGAGUGGCGCCAGGUGCUGAACCGGCCGUACCCAUUUCUGCUCAAAAACGGCGACAAUUACCUGAUGAACAUCGUGCAUGACUGUGCCGCACUGGGGGCCACCGCGGUGGUGCGGUCGCUCUCGCACGUGCACCUCGAGCGCGAUCCUAUGUGCGCCAAGGUCGAUCUACGCCGCUUGCUGCACCGGCUGGAGAUCAAGCAUCGCACCCGCCUCGUGAACUCUGGUGCCAUGUGGAAACUGGGGUUGUACCCACUCCGGGUCAUCACCUCUAGCCAACCGCCCACUAGCAGCGCGGCUGGCAGCGCGUGUGGCAGCUACGUCAGCGCGGCACCACCGUCAACAUGCACAGUCCCUAAGGCGAACGGCGGCGCACCUGAGACGCCGUCCUACGCGGGUACUUCACUGGACUUUCUCACGGAGGUGACGCGGCUCACUGAAGGCUUGCACAAGACAGGGGGUAGACAUCGCGCCCUGCAGCCUCUCCCAUCUGCCUCCGCAUCCACCUCCACGAUUGCUGCGGGUGUCUCUAGCAGCUCAGGCACUACCGCAGCGCUUCACCGCCUUCCUCUUCCCUCGCCGCGCGGAGACGCGGCGAUGCAGCAACAGAAGCAGCGUCGGUUGCUUACUGCGACCCAAGUGCUGGAAAAGGAGGCGUCUGUGCAGCGCAUGCUGAUCAAGGACCUCUACGAUUUGGCGCACGAGCAGGAGUGCUUUGUGCCACUCUUGGACGUGACGGGGCUAUUCAGACCGCGCGACUGCGGGACAGCAGAGAAGGACAUCCCGGAAGACAGCUGGCCUCUAGACAAAGCAGCGUGGCCGUCCCUUGCCACGAUGGAGCGGCGCGUGGACCGGCUGAGCUGCAUGUCGACGGCACGAGAGUCGCUGCAGACAAGGCACUUGCUUCCUGCUUGGGAGCGCCGCAUGAGCAGCAGCAUUGCUGAUUUAGCCACGUCAACCGGCACCCGCUCAACGACCCGCACAACCUCCGCUUCCUUGCUCACCGAGGGUUCUCUGGCGCCCUUUCAGCCCAUCUCCACUCGGGCAGCUCCGCGUGGCUCCGUCAUGGCAACGACGACGACGCGUUCCCCUCGCCAGGCAGACUCGCUGGAGGCAAGCGACGACACGGACAGUGAGACCUUCAGAAUGCAGCGCGAGCACACGAGCGUGCCGAGGGAGGAUGCCACGACUCACGCCACAUUCGUCCCCGCCUUCCACUCAGCGACCUCGGGGUUUCCCUCGUCGACUGCGGUAGCUCACGCUGCCACGGUGACUGCUUCCCAAGCCAGGCAUGCGUCUUCAAGUUCUUCAUCGCUAUGUUCGUCUGGAGCUAGGUCUUCAUCUUCGUCCUCACAAUCGCCAUCGCGCAAACCGUCGCUCGAGGAGCUGCGCCAGCAACUACUGACGGAGCACGGACUCAACUCCGGCUUCGCGACUAUGGGUCGCUAG